Molecule: messenger RNA, 1785 nt
Organism: Aspergillus steynii IBT 23096
Lineage: Eukaryota; Fungi; Ascomycota; Eurotiomycetes; Eurotiales; Aspergillaceae
Exons: 4
Coding region: 1-1785 (594 amino acids)
Source: RefSeq, a predicted model, not a curated record
AUGAAGCUCCAAACUUUGUUCGGCGUCGUCGCCCUUGCCCUUACUGCGCAGGCUAGCAGCAACAGCACCACUGCUUCCAACACGGAACGAAGAAAUCUCGGCUUCGUCCAGCACCCUCGGAGCUGGCUGAAUGAAACAUCCAAAGGGAUCCCGACUCUCAACAAGCGGAAUUCCACGGUUCCCCGCAGUAUUCACGUUAACAAUGGGGCUCUGCCCAUCCGUGACACAGCCGGCAUACCUUCACUCGUUUCCAAAUCGGUAAAAGAAAAUGGUGACCGGAAGGACUCGAAUCCGGCCGAGCACUUGCAAGCAGCCGCGACGGCGAUUUUGACGAGUGGCGAUGUUAUCAUCGAAUAUAUCCCCCCAGACCACCCAUCGCCUGAGCCACCACGGCCUGCAAGCUAUCGCUGGCAAGUCUCAAGCGAGGUGCUCGCGCAGAACAGUCCCUACUUCCGAGCUUUGCUUGACCCGAACAAGUUCGCGGAAGGCAGGCAGCUUAUGAACCAGAAAACCACGCGGGUUCGACGACAAUCCCUCAAAUCGGAGAAGAAUGAACCAAAUCAGCCGCCGGCACUUGAGGAAACACUAUGGGAAGAACUGCCCACAGUCCGCUUGCCGAGUGACCAUUUCUCACCAAAACUGGGAGUAGAUGCCAUUGAGGUGUUUCUCAAGAUACUGUCUUUCAACGCAUUCGACGAAGAUGUAAAAGGAAGUUUCGAUGCGGAGAUCAAAUCGCAGCGAACUUCUCUAAUAGCCAGGGUAAUCGGACUGGCUGAUGCCUUUAAUUCCCCUAAAGUCGUCCAGGAGACCUUGAAGAGAUCCGGUUAUGGCUAUGGAAGGAAGAUUUCCUUUUCGAAAUUUGACGACCAGAUGUUGAAGUUGACCGAGGAUCGUAUUCGACAGUCAAUCUUUAUAGCUCGAUUUCUGGACGAUCGUGCUAUUUUCCAGAUUUUAACACAUACCUUGAUCGUUCUCGGGUCACGAUCCUGGGCAAAUGGCUUGGAAAAGCCGACGUCCCCGCUGACCUUCCCCUGGUGGUAUUUACCAGACGGUUUAGAAGAAGAAGUAUACUAUAGACGACAGUGCAUCAUGAACACCAUCACCGACCUCCAAGCCUACUUCCUCCGAGCAUACGGCGCACUAGAAGAGACAGAUGACGACCCCAAACCGACGAACGCCAUCUCCUUCCUCGGCGGAAACCAAUCACGCCAGUACCAGUGCCGGUGCGGCUACGGAAACUCCAGCGCCUGCGACAUGUUCCACCUGGGCCAGAUGACUCGAUUUUUCGCAUUACGCACCAAAACCAUCUUCUUGGGGUCCAGCCUGCUCGAUCCAGACUUUGGGCCGGAAGUCGACGGCGACGACCACGAUCCCCUGGAUCACCCUCCUCCUCCCCCGAAAUCCACUCCCACCAGCGGCCCACCCACCGACAUCUCCGCCAUCAUCGCCUCCCUGAAACAGUGCCCCGAUUACCAAAUCGACUCCAACCACUCCGGCUGUGGCAUCCGUCGCCGCUUCAUCCCGCCCCUGGACGGCAUCGAGGGCCUCGUCGGUGACCGGCGCGGGCUCGUGGGCAUAGACCUCGCCCGCUGGGAUGUAACCCAGUGGCCACUUGCGUCAGGGUCGUGGGCCAACCGCGCCCUGAGACGCGCCCUCGUCAUCGAAAUCCAUUUCGCUCGCAUCAGCGCCAUCCCGCGCAUGUCCCCUGGUAUCAUCCUGAGUGACUCGAGGGAGGAGAACGCGCGGCUUCUUUUUACCGCGAAGAAGAGGAGGUGGGAGGCUUGA